Daucus carota subsp. sativus is the source of this 1637-nucleotide messenger RNA. RefSeq names its product protein MULTIPLE CHLOROPLAST DIVISION SITE 1. Lineage: Eukaryota; Viridiplantae; Streptophyta; Magnoliopsida; Apiales; Apiaceae. Gene Ontology annotation, biological process: chloroplast fission. The transcript is spliced from 6 exons. Gene Ontology annotation, cellular component: chloroplast; chloroplast inner membrane. The coding region runs from base 117 to 1145 and encodes 342 amino acids. The record is from RefSeq and is a predicted model, not a curated record.
GAAAGUAAACCUAGUAUCAAUGUCUGUAUAAUCGUAUAUGAUUGUAACAGAUUGCUAGUCAUUACAUAUUCCUAAAUCUACAGCUUUACUUUAACACAUUGUUCUAUCCACUUGCAAUGGCUUCUAUUUUGACUCUUCGACUUUCCCCAUCUUCGUAUCAGCGACUAAUUCAACCAAAUUUAACGGGAUUAAGGAGGGCCGAAUUGGGGUUUGAUUCGUGUCGAUUGAAUCUUAGAAAUGACCAACGGAAAGCUAAAAAGUUUGUUAUACGACUUGCUCUUAGUGGAGAUAGUGACAAGCAGGACAAAUCAAUUCAAGAUAUAGUGUUUGUUAAUACCCGAAACACUCUUGUCAAGUUUCGAGAAUCCGUUUGCUCUCGACCUCACAUUUUCGUGACAAAGAGAACAUCUACUUCGUAUGUUGCUGUUGGAAUAUGUGUUGUGACGAUGUUUCUAGUCAUUGUAAUGCGAGUUUAUAAGUCAAGGAUUUCAAGGCCUAGUCGUCCUGGUUCUGUAGCUGAUCUUGUUAGGCGUGGGCAGCUGCGAUCAGAUAGAAGAGGCAUCUCAAGUACUCUCAAAUAUGAAGAUCCGUUUAAUAACCCAAUGGUGAAGAUCAGCAUGACUAAUUCAACUGUUGAGAUGUGCGGAAAGGUUUAUCGAUUAGCACCAGUUACUCUUACCAGGGAGCAACAAAAUGUCCAUAUAAAAAGGAGGUCACGAGCUUACCAGUGGAAAAGACCCACAAUAUUUCUUAAAGAAGGAGAUGCAGUACCCUCUGACGUAGACCCUGAUACAAUUAGGUGGAUUCCUGCAAAUCACCCAUUUGCCACAACUGUCAGUGACAUUGAUGAAGAUAUGGCGCAGACCAAUGUGUAUCAGAAGCACGGUGUUCCAUUCCGUAUAAAAGCUGAGCAUGAGGCACUGCAGAAAAAGCUAGAAUCACUACAAAAUGACCAGAAAUUCAGCAAAUUGACAAUCGAUGCCGGAAAUGCUAAAAAUUUUGAGAGGCCCUUUAGAACACAAUUAAAGCCUGAUGAUCAGGUAGAAGAAAAACUCUCUAAUGGUCCAUCUAGGCAUACCCAGUCAGAUUGUACCCGCAAUUCUCUUGGAAGCAACACAAAUACUGAUGAUAUACAGCAUACUUGAGCUACAUCUUUCCUCAACAGUAUAUCAGAGCUGUAAAGGGUUGAAGAAAUUGAAACUCCAAAGCUCCAAUCUUGUACAGUCAGUAAAUGUACUAUUUCUAAAGCUGCUAUUAAUACUCUUAGAUAUCUUCAAACAAAGUUGGAUGCAGAUGAUAAGGAAGAAAAUGUUUUCAUAAGAGGCUUGCUGAGAUUCAUUAACAUCAUUCUUGACGAGCAAGGAAAGAAAAGGAGUCAGAGAAAGUGAGGAAUACGAAAGGAAAGAAAAAUACAUUAAUCAGCUCAGUCUAGAGGAGCCACUUCACAAAUCUGUACUUUCUCAACUCAAUCUUAUUCCAAGUUAUCCAAUUUUCAAUGUAAAUGUUGUUCUGUAGCUUAAUACAAAUUAAAUUAUGUUGUCUCAUGGUGUAAAUGUUCUUAGAGUGUUUUGUUCUCAUCAAGGAUCCAAUUUAUAUUAGAAAUUCCAUCGGAUAUAAAUUUUGGAAGGUUUCUGUUA